GUUUCCCUCUUGCUCGGGACCUGAGGGGAACACCACCACGCUUGCUCGCUGUACCAAAUACCUACUGAAAUGGACGUGAUGCACCAAAGGGCGCGAGAAGAAGACUGGAUGCCGGCCGGCAGGCCACCGAGCGGGCGACGGCGCAGCUUGGGGAACCGGCGGUGCAUCCUGCGGGGAGAGGGCUUAUGCAGAACGGAAUCCGGCGAGCACGACAUGGAUACACGGGGAGCGCUUGCCAGGACCGAAGAGGCGGCCUUGAAGGACCUCGUCGCGAUAUUCAAGGUAGAGAGCGAGGAACAUCUCCCAGUAUCGUUCGACGUGCACCGGCUUUUGGAACUAGAGGAAGGCGAGCGACGGUCUUUCGUGAAAAACAUGCUCCAAGCCUACUCGUCUUGUACCGAUGCGACCCCGAUGUCAAUCGACAGUUUCAUCGACAAGUACCUGGAGCAAACGAGAAUUCUUGCUGCGCUCUUGGCGGCCGGAAUCUGAGUCACAUGACCGACAACCGUUUUUUGCGAACGAGCGCGGUUAUGAGACACCUGUUUUGUGGUUGUGAUGUAUGUAUUUAAAAUAUGUUGAUGUGGGUGCACCGACGUGCCACCGGGAGUGAUUGCCGCGGGCCGUGCGUGGUUGUCCUUGGGACAGCUUGUGCUGGACUCGAGGUCUUGAUUGUAGUCUGUAUAUCGAAGUUGGUGGUGGAUCGCUGUUUGAGGUUUCACACAGCAGCACCACCAUUGUGUUCAGUAUUUUAGUCGGCAUCUAUAACUUUGUGUUACGUAUUUUUGUCGGCAUUCACAACUUCGUGUUGAGUACUUUAGUC
Molecule: messenger RNA, 820 nt
Organism: Ectocarpus siliculosus
Lineage: Eukaryota; Phaeophyceae; Ectocarpales; Ectocarpaceae
Source: the annotation of a GenBank genome assembly